Messenger RNA from Prunus avium (sweet cherry), 738 nucleotides. The record is from RefSeq and is a predicted model, not a curated record. NCBI's taxonomy places the organism in Eukaryota, Viridiplantae, Streptophyta, Magnoliopsida, Rosales, Rosaceae.
ACAGUAACUCCAGGCCAAACCAUAGACAUUUUGGUAGUUGCAAACCAGCCUCCCAGCUCCUAUCACGUAUCUUCCACUCCUUUUGUUGAUGGGGAUGUUGCAUUCAACAAUAGCACCACCACUGCCAUUCUUCAAUACAACGGCAGCACCACCGCCUCAACCAUUCCCACUCUGACUCUUCCCAAUCCCGCCGACGAAAUGGCUGCCUCAAACUUCACUACGCAAGUCAGGGCUUUGGCAAGCAAAGACUACCCCAUUAGAGUCCCGUUAAACAUCACACACACGCUCUUCAUCUUUGUUUCCGUAAAUGAAAGAAUUUGUCCCAAUUCUUCUUGUGAUGGGCCAGAUGGAAAUGCACUUGCUGCUAGCUUAAACAACAUCAGUUUUGUGACUCCAUUGAUUGAUAUACUGCAAGCCUAUUACGGGGAAAUUUAUGGAGUUUACUCGGCUAAUUUCCCACACAAACCUUAUAUUUUCAACUUCAUGGGACACGUGCGAAACGACACAAUAUAUCCUUACUUUGGGAUGAAGGUGAUGAUGAUUGAAUAUGGUGAAGAAGUUGAGAUAAUCUAUCAAGGGACCGACAUGAUUGCCGCACUCAAUGGAGUAUGGUUUAUGCACUGUCAUUUGGAAAGGCACGCCAGCUGGGGAAUGGCCACUGUACUCAUUGUAACAAAUGGAAACACCACUGAAACCAGCAUGUUCCCAGCACCUGCUUAUAUGCCUCCUUGUACUUAA